AUGAAUCUGAAUGGAAAGAGGAAAAGGGUUGAGAAAGAACACACAGCAAAGAUUGCUGAUUUUGGGGCUGCAAGGAAGGCUGGAAAGAGAAAGGAGGAUGAAGAAAGCAAGGGGAAAUUAAGGGGUACGCCUAUGUAUAUCGCCCCCGAGUCGAUUCGGUGUGGAGAAUAUGAGGCUCACUCUGAUAUAUGGGCUCUUGGGUGUACUGUUUUACACAUGCUAACGGGCGAACUGCCUUGGAAGUGUGACAAAAAUACCGAAAAGGUGGCUCUUUUGUUCAAGAUUGGAUUCAGAGAAGAAGUGCCGGAAAUUCCAAGUCAUGGGUUAUCGAAAGAGGCGCGAGAUUUCCUCAACAAGUGCUUCGUUAGGGAUCCUAAGUCACGGUGGACGGGUGACACGCUCUUAGCCCAUCCUUUUGUCUCGGGCCUUGACUGCAUGACGGUUGAAAGUGUAAAAGGCGAAAGGAGCAGAGUUGUUCAGCCACAGAAGGCAGCAAAAGAAGUAUAUGAUUUGUCGUCAAGCCAGAGUUCGUUCGAUCUUACCAAACCGUACUUGCUCAUGUCGCGUUUAGCAUUAAAUGGAAUCUUGCCUGAUUUCAGCAAGAUUCGUACCAUUAAAAAGGUGAAAAGAACGGAGGAGGAGGGAGAAGAAAAAGAGAAGAAGUUUGAAUCGAGUUUUCAACCGGAUGCCUGGGAGAUACAGAUUCGAAAGAUUCUGGUUGAGGAGAAAAUAGCGAUUACCAACGACAUCUUGGUGGUGGCCAACGCUGACCGGGUCGGGCUUGGCCUGCCUUCCAAAUGGGGUUUCCACCUCAACUCGCCCCCAUGUAUCCAUUGA
This is a messenger RNA of Rhododendron vialii, 837 nucleotides long. Its product is annotated as mitogen-activated protein kinase kinase kinase 20-like. Gene Ontology annotation, molecular function: ATP binding; protein kinase activity. The transcript is spliced from 2 exons. Gene Ontology annotation, biological process: protein phosphorylation. Bases 1 to 837 code for a protein of 278 amino acids. The record is from RefSeq and is a predicted model, not a curated record. NCBI's taxonomy places the organism in Eukaryota, Viridiplantae, Streptophyta, Magnoliopsida, Ericales, Ericaceae.